Messenger RNA from Haemonchus placei, 711 nucleotides. The record is from the annotation of a GenBank genome assembly. NCBI's taxonomy places the organism in Eukaryota, Metazoa, Nematoda, Chromadorea, Rhabditida, Trichostrongylidae.
UUAGUUGUUUCGUUCUGUAGCAGCAGUGCACCAGGGAUACUACUUCCUGCAGUCCUUACAGCUGCACGAAGGCUACUUGAUAUUGAGUUCAUCAAUUGCUUACCAUUACUGCCUGUGUUGGAUUUCGUUCCAAAGUGGAUAAUCAGGUGUACCAAGGAAGAUGAUCAGAUGGAUGAAAAAGCAACCGCAGAUGCUUAUUUGUCAUUAUGGAAGGCACUCCUGGAGCGCAGUGAGUACACUGAAACAAUGCUUGAUAAAUCUAUAAAUAUUUGCGCUGUCCUUCUUCUCAAUUAUCUAACUCAAUCAAAUGAAGACGUGCGGGACGUACCUGAUCCACGCUUACAUGACUACGAAAUCACUAUGCCAAUAUCUAUUAUCCUUCAUAAGGUGAUAUUCAAACAUAAGCUGCUGAUUACGAAAUUCAUGGAAAGGGUUGGUGGUCUAUCCUGCAGUGAUCUCCUAUGCUCGGAUGACUUAGAUGGUGACUCAUGUUUGCUGCGAUUGGGUAGUUGCGCUCAGUUGGCUCUUCUUUGCGAUCUCUCUGCACACGGAAUUCGUACCGUAGGAAAUAGUGCGUCAACGGUCCAUCGAACUAGCCAAAACGUAGCAGAUUUACUGGUGAUUCUGCGUGAUCGAGUGGAAUUAGUCGCGAAGGAAAAUCCUCCGGAAGAUAACAUGAUUCUGUACCAGUUGAGAGCAAUGUUUGAAUGA